AUGGCUAACUCCCACCCCGAAGUCCGAACGAUGGAGUCGUCUCUGUGGAGGAACAGAAAGUGCCUUACAGUGUGUACCAUUGUCGCCAUUGCGAACCUUCAGUAUGGCUACGAUACCAGCGCUAUUGGUUCGUUUCAAGCCAUGCCAGGAUUUCUCCGUGUUUUUGGACACCCUGACAAGAAAUCUAAGAAUGGGUAUGCCAUCGAUUCCACUUUCCAGCAGCUCAUCAGCUCGCUCAUGACCCUUGGAGCAUUUGUCUCAUGCCUGGCCGCCGGUACCUUUUCCCGUUACUUCGGCCGAAAGCUCGCGCUCCAUGUUGCAUGCGUUCUGAGCAUCAUAUCUGUCGUCAUUCAAAUGGUGGCUACCAACAAAGGCCUGAUAUAUUUCGGACGCAUUUUGAUUGGAAUGGCUAAUGGAUUCUUUGCCACCUUCUCGACCAUUUAUCUCGCUGAAGCUGCGCCCGCUCAUCAGCGGGGUGUCUUCACAGCACUGUUCAAAUUCUGGAUUCAAUUGGGCAACAUCUUAGGCACAUUGACCGUGAACUACACUUCGAAACGUUAUAACAAGUCUUCGUACCAGAUCCCACUUGGCUGCCUUUUAAUCAUCCCCACAAUUCUCCUCUUUGCGAUAAGCUUUUUUGUACCCGAGUCUCCUCGCUACCUCUUACUGCGCCGCAAAGAUCAAGAAGCUCGCGAGGCAUUCGAUUUUCUACGUGCCGGCUCUGUGGAUUCCGAGUUCGUUGAGCUCGAGUGGGUGGAAAUGAUCCGCGGCCGAGACGAAGAAAGCCAACAAGAAACUAAGACAAGCUUCUGGGAACUCUUCGAAGGUACCAAUUUGCGCCGCACUUUAUUGUGCUACGGAACAAUUGCCUCACAGACCGGGGCCGGCAUCUGGUUUGUCAUCGCCUAUCAGACUUACUUCUUCACUAUUAUUGGCGCCUCGAAGCCAUUCGAGUACAGUCUUAUGAACACAUGCAUCGGCUUCGCGGGAUGCAUCAUAGGAAUGAUAGCCAUGCGUCACUUCUUAGGGCGGCGGGCUCAGCUUGGCUGGGGUGCUUUCGUCUCGGGCGUAUGCCACCUUGUCCCUGCCAUUAUCUGGACCGUAAAGCCAGACUCAUCAGCCACAGUUGAAAUCGUUGUGGCAUUCUUCGCUCUCUAUUACUUUUGUUACGGCUCCACGCUUGGUGUCGCUACUUACUCAGUGGCUUCUGAAGUCCCGAGUACAAGGCUCCGAGCUAUGACCUUAGGCACAGCAACUUCUCUUGGACAACUGCUGGCCUGGCUUUCUUCCUUCUGCACUCCAUAUUUCAUUAAUCCCGCCCGUCUACACUGGGGUUCCAAGUAUCAAUAUAUCUGGGCCGGCUCAUGUUUCGCAAUCUCGGUAUUUUACUUUUCAUUCCUGCCUGAGACAAAAGGUCACUCGCUCGAAGAGCUCGACGAAUUGUUCAUCAACAGAGUUUCUGUUCGCGACUUUCCCAAGCGUGAAGUCAUGCUUUUGCAAAUGGCAGCUCUCGAAGUGCAGGAAAAGUCUCGCGUGGAUAUGUUCCAAGGCAAAACGGCCUCCGAAGUAUCACAGGUCGAAGACAUUGAGCACACCAGCAAAUUGUAA
Molecule: messenger RNA, 1608 nt
Organism: Exophiala aquamarina CBS 119918
Lineage: Eukaryota; Fungi; Ascomycota; Eurotiomycetes; Chaetothyriales; Herpotrichiellaceae
Exons: 3
Coding region: 1-1608 (535 amino acids)
Biological process (GO): carbohydrate transport; transmembrane transport
Cellular component (GO): membrane
Molecular function (GO): carbohydrate:proton symporter activity
Source: RefSeq, a predicted model, not a curated record